Colletotrichum gloeosporioides is the source of this 768-nucleotide messenger RNA. RefSeq names its product Heterokaryon incompatibility protein 6. The transcript has a single exon. Lineage: Eukaryota; Fungi; Ascomycota; Sordariomycetes; Glomerellales; Glomerellaceae. The coding region runs from base 1 to 768 and encodes 255 amino acids. The record is from RefSeq and is a predicted model, not a curated record.
AUGGCCGUUCACAACCACCUCGACCCCGACCGUCGCGAGAUCAGGCUAGUCCGCCUCCGGCAGCCUCAUGCGACUUUCACUCUCUCCCUCGAGCUCCGGACGGUGUCGUUGGGCGACGAGGAGGCCUCAUACAGCGCGCUUUCGUACGUCUGGGGCAGCUCAUCUGAAUUGCACCAGAUCGAGAUCAAUGGCCAGCCCUUCUUUGUCACGCAAAACCUGCACGAUGCCCUGCAACAACUCAGUCGGAAUGGAGUCAGCGUGUGGCUCUGGAUCGACGCCAUAUGUAUCGAACAGUCCGACCUGGAAGAGAAGACCCAUCAGGUCGGCAUGAUGCGUGACAUCUUUAGCAACGCCGCGACGGUGUACAUCUGGCUCGGACCCGGUACCGAGGAGACAGAUCAGGUGAUGGAUAUCGUUUCCAAAUAUGGGCCCAGGCUUUAUGCGUGUAAUGCGUUAGAUCUGCCGUCUAACGGUGAAAAGACGUUAAGUCUACGCAAGUUUGUCAUGGGUCAGCUAGAACCUGAUGAGCAAAGCACCGUCGAAAUGGGCCCGGCGACAGAAAUAGCUGCCACCGCCGUGGACUUGUUCACAGAGUAUCAGGAGAACGGCAAAGCCCUGGUUCCAGGUUUAUCUGACAUUCUACAUCGAAGUUAUUGGUGCAGGAUCUGGGUCAUACAAGAAGUCGCCCUCGCACGGGAGGCGGUGGUUAUGGUAGGCGGCAGGAGAGUCUCACUGGACGUGUUUGAUGCCGCAUUAACGACCAUGUGA